This is a messenger RNA of Haemonchus placei, 471 nucleotides long. The record is from the annotation of a GenBank genome assembly. NCBI's taxonomy places the organism in Eukaryota, Metazoa, Nematoda, Chromadorea, Rhabditida, Trichostrongylidae.
AUGGAUGCCAUUACGAAAGACCUCCAGAAGCCGGCUCCAUGGACGCUUCUUUAUGCCGAUGACGUGAUGCUCGCUAGCGAAGACAAAAGUGAGCUCGAGUCACAGGUGCAGACCUGGUCCGACCGUCUGGCUAUGUUCGGGCUCAGGUUAAACGUCAAAAAGACUGAGUACCUGACCACUGAUUCGACCGAGCCAGGCACUAUCAAGAUCAAUGGCACUGAGCUCACACUUACAACAACCUUCAAGUACGUUGGAUCGGCAAUUGCGUCUGAUGGCAGCCUGGGUUUUGAAACGAAAUCUCGCGUAAAUGCAGCGUGGUUGAAGUGGCGCUCAAUGACUGGCGUGCUCUGCGAAAGAACAUCCCUGAGCGUCGCAAAUCCAAGAUCUACAGAACCGUCAUCCGGCCGGUCGCAAUCUACGGCGCUGAAUGCUGGCCUGCGACCAAAGAGGUUGAAGCCCGUCUCAGCGUGA